UUUUUAAUAUUCAGUAUAUAUAGGAAACCCUGGUGGUGUAGUGGUUAAGAACUGUGGCUGCUAAGCAAAAGGUUAGCAGUUCAAAUCCACCAGGUGCUCCUUGGAAACUAUGUGGCAAUUCUACUCUGUCCCUGAGGGUCUCUGUGAAUUGGAAUCGACUUGACUGCAUCAGGUUUGAGUUUGGAGUGUGUGUUAGCCAUGUUACUAUUAUUACUUUGAUGAAGGGAAUGCUCUGAAGUAUUCACACCAGAAAUAUACUCAGAAUCUGUGUAAACAGAGUUUUCAUUUUCACUAACAAGGAAUUGUUAUACUCUACUUACAUGCUUGGUGUUUAUAAUUUUUCUCUAAUAAUUAAGUAGUUUACUGAAAAACCCAAACGCAUGACCCUGUAGGACAGAGUAGAACUGCUUCAUAGGGUUUCCAAGGAGCAGCUGGUAAUGGAUUCAAAAUGCUAACGUUUUGGUUAGCAGCCGAGCUCUUAACCACUGCACCACCAGGAGUCAGAAUUGACUCGAGGGCAACAAGUAGUCAAGUGAUUAGGAGAACAAUAAUCCGUUUCUCCCUUAUCCUUUGCUGAGGUAUUUAAAUUGAAAAAGUUCUCUAGAUGCUUUUUAUGUCUAUAGGCUUUUAGCUCUGCAUAAAUUACAUAAGUCAAGUUGAUGCUUUAUUAAUGGUAUCACGUGCUUCACUCUGGUGUCCAGCUGUAUUCUAGCCACCCGUUAAAUUGAACUCCCUGAAAAGAAAAGCAGCCCGUCGGUAACAUCAACAUGGAAAUGAAAUACGGAAGCAAAGGAACCGUUGCCCCUUCUGUAAAAUAAAGAUCACGAGACCUGGUAUUUCUCCAUCUGUUGAGAGUGUUGUAAAGAUUAGGGAAACAUUAGCGUUUGCAAAAGCGAUUGUGUGCCAGGAAGGCAGAUAGAAAGAAUGUUAUGAAAGAAAUGACCAAAAUUGCAUGAUGGCAUAUAUUUUUUAUGGUAACAUCCUUUCUUUCAUUAACAGGAAAUUUCAGGACGAUCCAUUUGCUUAUUGGGAGUAAGGAGGGGAAACAUUUUUUAAAAAGAAUUCAUCAGGGCUUCCGCCUAACAAUGUAAACUUGUAAGAACGUGUCUGGCAUGCAGCGAGAAACUUAGGAUUUCAUAGUAACAGUAUAUUUGUCACCUUGUUUGGAAAGCAGAUUUUAAGCAUGAUCCCCGGAAUAUACCUGUUUUGACACUCUGUGAAAAAGGUGCAAACAUACGGGCAAACUCUGCCGAGGUGUAGAGUCAACGAGAAUGCUUUGGCUAGCAUCCUGCAAGGAGGUGGGUCUCAGUGAUCUGCUCCAGCUUCUGCUGCUGCUACUGCCGCUGCUAAUAUUGCUGGGAAGGAAAGUGGCUGCUCUGGCAACUCUUUUACUCUUGGUGCUGCAGCAGUCACUCAGGAAAUGUUGUUUAAGGGGAGCCUUCUGGAUCCUUUUCAUGGCACCAUGGCGAGAAGAAGCCGUAUCUUAUCUAUUGAAGAUAAAGCAUGGAGUUGGCUAAUGGAUGUUGCUCAUUGAAUUCCUUCAGUCUUCUUCAUCUGACCAUAACAGAACCUAAUGUAUUGGAUAUAUAACAGCUAGAUAUCCAUACCCCCCACCCGCACCCCAAUCUGUGUUUUUGGCUUUCUUGUGGGACGCUAGAAUGGCCUGUCUCCGUGUAUGUUGUUGCAUUUCUCCAUUGCUUCUCGUGUUCUGGUGGAGAUUUUUGGUGAUUCUUUUCAAGCGCUACCUGAGCUCUGCUAGUCGUUCCCCUUCUCCCAGGGUCUUGUGCUGUGUGGUCAUGUUUCCACCUCCUCAGCCCUGUCCAUUGGCAGAACCUUGGGUUCCGUGAUGGCUGCCUCUAAACCCUUGUGAGGGCGGGAAGUAUUCCUCCCCCUGCUGCUACAAUUGAGCCCUAUGCUGGGUACUACGUUGCCCUCUACACUUGCUUUCAAUUGUUAAGGCUUCCCAAGCUUUGGCUCUGGCUCAGUAAUCCUGCUGUCAAACCCUGAAGCUUUCCUUAGCUUCCCCACUCAGUGGUAGCAGCAGGUGUUGGAAUUUCUCCAAGCCCCUAAGACCCUGGGAGGAAGAGAAUGGCUGUUUGACAUAGACCUCAGGAGUUUUCAAAGCGCCAAGAAACCUCUUCAGAAGAUACCUAAAGGGUCGUUGCUCCAGGGAGAACUGCAAAUAUCUCCAUCCACCCCCACACUUAAAAACACAAUUGGAAAUAAAUGGGCGCAAUAACUUGAUUCAGCAGAAGAACAUGGCCAUGUUGGCCCAGCAAAUGCAACUAGCCAAUGCCAUGAUGCCCGGUGCCCCACUACAACCUGUGCCAAUGUUUUCAGUUGCACCAAGCUUAGCCACCAAUGCAUCAGCAGCCUUUAAUCCUUACCUGGGACCUGUCUCCCCCAGCCUGGUUCCAGCAGAGAUCUUGCCCACUGCACCGAUGCUGGUUACAGGGAAUCCCGGGGUACCCGUGCCUGCAGCUGCUGCAGCUGCUGCUCAGAAAUUAAUGCGCACGGACAGACUCGAGGUGUGUCGAGAGUACCAGCGUGGCAAUUGUAACAGAGGAGAAAAUGAUUGUCGGUUUGCCCAUCCUGCCGACAGCACAAUGAUCGACACCAAUGACAACACCGUCACCGUGUGCAUGGAUUACAUCAAAGGGAGAUGCUCUCGGGAAAAGUGCAAAUACUUCCACCCUCCCGCACACCUGCAAGCCAAGAUCAAGGCUGCCCAAUACCAGGUCAACCAGGCUGCCGCAGCGCAGGCCGCGGCCACCGCAGCUGCCAUGACUCAGUCGGCUGUCAAAUCACUGAAGCGACCCCUCGAGGCAACCUUUGACCUGGGAAUUCCUCAAGCUGUACUUCCCCCAUUACCAAAGAGGCCUGCUCUUGAAAAAACCAACGGUGCCACCGCAGUCUUUAACACUGGUAUUUUCCAAUACCAACAGGCUCUAGCCAACAUGCAGUUACAACAACAUACAGCAUUUCUCCCACCAGGCUCAAUAUUGUGCAUGACACCCGCUACAAGUGUUGUUCCCAUGGUGCACGGCGCUACGCCAGCCACUGUGUCCGCAGCAGCAACAUCUGCCACAAGUGUGCCCUUCGCUGCAACAGCCACAGCCAACCAGAUACCCAUAAUAUCUGCCGAACAUCUGACUAGCCACAAGUAUGUUACCCAGAUGUAGAAUUUCCAUCACUAAACAAUCGUACUACAGAGGAAAGGACAGUGUGCUUGGUUAGAGUAAAGGACACCGUCAUUAGCCAUAUUGUAUAUACUGUCAAGCAACACACAAAAAAAUCCCUCAGCCACAAGACUCACAACCACAUAUUGCAUGUUAACCAGAAGAAAUGACAACACGGAAAUCCACUGCACACUGUUGCCUAGACACUUUGUACAUUUAAUUGAUAUUUGUGCUGAGGUGAUAAUUCCUGUCUCAAAGAACAACACCGUCUUUCUUUUUCUAGCACAGAGUUAUGCAUUAAAAUAUGCAUAUCUAAUUAAUUUCCUAUAUAGUCAUGCCAUCUUGAAAAGACAGACUAUGGUGUAACCAUGAUUCUAUUAUGUAUUGGUACGUCUGUAGACCAAGAUAUAAUUUUUUAAAAAAUAAGUUUAUUUCUUUCAAGGUUUACAAAUAACAAAGGUGCACCUUGUAUUUAAAAUCGCCAUUAUAGAGGAGAGCGUGCAUGCCUGGUCAUUUUUGUGUAAGAGUAAUAUUUUUAAUGUCAUAGAUUGUAAGGCGUGGUGAGGGAGGAUUCUGACAGAUAUGAAUGUGCCAAGCAAAACCACAACUGUGUAUCUUUUAAAGCACACCAUGGCUUUUGAGUACCAUGUUGUUAAGAAUUCUCAUGAAGUGCCAUAGACUGUACAUCAAAUUAGAGUAUUAUUUCUUCAGUGUUAAACUGUUUUCAGAGCCACAUUUCGUUGCUUAUUUGCUAGGACUUAUCAGUCAAAGGGCACCAUUUCUUUUUUUUUUUCUUUUCUUUUUUUGGAAACCAAAGCUGUCUCAGAAAUGGCCAAUUUAACUUUACAGUAACAGUAGACAGCACAACAGAAACUCUCGAUACAGAUAAACUCACACGUACUGGAGAUAUAGACUAGAUAUAUAUAUAAAAUUACUUUACUGCAUUGUAGUGUAAUAUUUAUGCAUACUAUAUUGUAUAACAUGUAAUUCAAAAGGGAUAUGCCAUUUCUGAGACACGAGAACAACAAAAAAAAAAUGUUUGAGGAAAUUAUUUUGCUCCUAUUUAUGGCCUCUGUCAAAAGUCACAAGACUAUAAAUGCCUUCCAGACAUGGUUUCACAUUUGCUAAAACGUUUUGUCACAGUCACGUUCAAAAUAGUGACUCUAAACAAAGAAGAAAGCAGCACUGUUAUCAGACGCGUGAUAAACCAAAAUCUGAAAAUGGGAAACGUUUAAUGAACCCAGUCGUUGGGUGGGUUAAGUACCUGGGUAAAUUUUAUAUGUGAUUUUUGUUGUUGUUGUUGUUGUUGUUUUUGUUUUGUUCAGAUUAACUGCUUCUAGCCUUAGAAAGCCUUUUAAAAAUUAAAAAACAAAAAAAACACACAAAAAAAAAACAAAACAAAAAAAACAAAUAGAUGUGCACUCAGCUUUUAAGAAUGGAUUCAUCCAAAGGAAUUCCUCUUUUCGUGGUUUGGAUGUUGCAGCUAGUAAAGGAUAUUUUUGCUCUGUUCAGCAGUUGUAAAAAUUGCUGAAGUAGGGCCAGGUCACUGGUAGUGGUAGUGCAGAGUGGGAGAGGCGGAGGUUCAGUUAUAGAACUUUCCAUACUUCCAAGUUUACUGCAAGUUUUUAUGCUUGAGAGAGAUGCUUUUUAAUAUAAGACUGAUGUGUUGAUUUUCCUGAUUGUACUGUACAUCUAUUAAAGCCUUAGAUGAUUACAUUACGGGUUGGAACCCAUACCAAUGUAAUUUCAAUCGUGUUAAGAAAGUAAUGGUGACUUCACAUAUUAUUGUAGUUAGUUACAUUAUAGAAUAUUACUUAUUUUUCUUGUUAAAAUGUAGUUUUUCAUUUCCUACAUUUAUUAGAUUUUCAUUUUCUAUUAACAAUUGAAUACCAUUUCAGUUUAUAGACUCUUGUUUUAUUAGAUUUUACUGAUGAAUUUUUCAAAAGACAAAAAAAAGUAGUUUUUCCUUCAUAACAUAACUCAGUUUUGAAUUCCAUGUAGUGUCAUAUGAAUAUUCGUAUUAUUGUUAACUAAAUGAUUUAUAUUUUACUGAUUUAAUAUUAUAGUGUAAGAAUGUCAGUCAUUGUUCUUGUCUAGUUUUCAUUAAAAGAACAAAGAUCUUUUAUAUGGAUAUCUUAUAAAUAUAUAAUCAUUGCUAAGUAAGAAGUUAAGUUGUUGCUAUCGCAACAAUCCUGGCAGACAAUUGAGUAAUAUUUUGAUGAUUUAUUUUGUUUGUAAUUAGUUAUUAUAAGAAGAUCUAGAUCCUAGAUAUUAGAAUAAAAUUUAUUUUCUACUGUAUCCAUUUCAAAUGUUAAAGUAUUGUUUAAUAUUUUUGAAAUCCCUGAAUAUCAGGCCUUGUUAUAAAUAAGCUGCAUAAUCAAUAAAUAGAACAAGGGACUUUUUGUUGAUAAUCCAAAUACUCAAAGUUUACGUAACGAGAAUUCUAGCGUGUGUGCAAACUCUUGAGGGUUGAUUAUGCUGCAAUUUAGCAUGUUGGAACGUCUAGAGAGAAGGUUGACUUUUUGCACUUCUGUAUAUAGUCAAAAGAGAGAAACCUGUAUAAUAGUAAGAUCUUAUUUUGAAUAAAAACGUCUAUAAUUACAAGGAGUUUUGUUAAGGCUAAUAAAAUGACAGACUGAGCAAAAUUGCUUGCAAAACGGCACAGAGUUAGCACUCCAUACCCGUUCAAACAUGUUGCUUUGCUUUUUGUGGACAGCUUGUAGUUUGCCAGGAUUUUUUCAGCUGGAAAGAUACACCAUCCUUCCAAGAUCUCAUGACUGACAAAAACUCCAUUGGGCCAAAUCUGCCUGAAGAUCGUUACCAAAAAUAGCAGGUACUUCAACCAUUAAGGUGAAUCAUGGAUCAAAUAUUCCUUACAUUUUUCAAAACUACUGCAUGUUUAAAACUUCAAAAAAGAAAAAAAAAGAGAGAGAGAAAGAACUAUACCAAGGACCUCUAUUAUUCAGAUCCGUUUCUGACAAUUUCAGUGGUUUCUUGUUCACAAAACAAAAUCUUCAAAACCAAGAUUGACUGUCACAAAAUUUAAACCAUAAACAGGCAAACCAAACAGCACACUGUAGCUAUAGUUGUUAUGUGAUUUUUCUUUUUUUUUAAUUGCUAUAUGAUCCUGUUUUUUCAGCAGGUAAAAAAAGUGAAACACAGUUUAAAUGUCACAGUUUUAAUUUUCAACUCAGAAGCACUCAAAAAAGGAAAAUGUGAUAAUGGGCACUUGUUUCAUUAACUCGGGUAUCCAGCCUCGCUCCAGCUGGGCCACAACGUUGCACUUCUCAGCAACCCUACCACUUUCAUCUGCUGAAAGGACAGGUGUGCUUGGUUUUACUAUUAUGUAAUCACAACUUACUUUCUGCUUGUAGUUGCUUAAAAUUAUGUAUUUUGUCUUGGGCUGCAAUUUGUUUUAUGCUUAUUUUAUUAUUACUGCAGUAGUCGACUUUGCUGUAUGGAAAAAUAAAGUGAAAUUGCCCUAAUAAAACUUCUCUUUCUUAAUUA
This is a messenger RNA of Loxodonta africana (African savanna elephant), 6686 nucleotides long. RefSeq names its product muscleblind like splicing regulator 1 (gene MBNL1). The record is from RefSeq and is a predicted model, not a curated record. Gene Ontology annotation, cellular component: nucleus. The transcript is spliced from 12 exons. Gene Ontology annotation, biological process: regulation of RNA splicing. Gene Ontology annotation, molecular function: RNA binding; metal ion binding. NCBI's taxonomy places the organism in Eukaryota, Metazoa, Chordata, Mammalia, Proboscidea, Elephantidae. Bases 2259 to 3182 code for a protein of 307 amino acids.